AUGAAGAAUUUAAAUCCCUUAAAAUUUGUAUCAAUUGCAACUAAUAAUCCGUUAAAGAUUAGACUGAAGCCUGUAUAUGAAGAAGAUAAAUCAAAUAUAGUUAUAAAUCCAUCACCAAUGGCUAUUAAAGAAUACAGAAGAAGAAACACUUUCGGAAAAGCAUUCAAAUAUACAUAG
Heterostelium album PN500 is the source of this 177-nucleotide messenger RNA. RefSeq lists its product as uncharacterized. Bases 1 to 177 code for a protein of 58 amino acids. The transcript has 2 exons. The record is from RefSeq and is a predicted model, not a curated record. Lineage: Eukaryota; Evosea; Eumycetozoa; Acytosteliales; Acytosteliaceae.